AUUUUUUUAACAACAAAGAACAGUGCAUAAAGGGCCAAAAAAUGGUAUAGAGAAGAGUGAGAAGAGAGCCAAGUAUUUCAAGCUUUCUCUUUCUUCAAGAACUUGAGUGAGAGAGAAAAGAACUCAGAUUCUUUCACGCGCUUUCGGAUCCUUCCUCCCGACCCCUCUAAAGAUCCACUCGGGUCGAUCUGUUUUUAUUUCCCUAUCUACUUCUCCAGUUUCUCAUUCAUAUCUUUGUUUUUUCAUGACCAAAACAUUACAAGAUCAGUGCACAAAAAAAAAAAACAUUACAAGAUCCAUAUCGAAGAACCGUAACCGUAAAUGCUGAAAACAAGAACAAGAUUUCAUCAACAAGAUGAAACAAUGUCUCAGUCUGUAGAUCCGCAAACCGAUCUGGUCGGACACAACAACACCAAAGCGAUCACUAACCCACUCACUCUGAGUCUCUUGAUCGGUCUGAACAACAACAAGUGCAUCUCUGAUUCUGAUAUUCUCAGGAGCCCUAAAUCUCCUCUAGAAUUCAGGGUGUUGUCUAAAAUGGCUGAGCCCUUCUUCCUCAGAUCUCCUAGAUCAUCACUCACUGCUCAUCUUAACUGUUGUUGUGUCCCUGCUAAAGUUGGGCUAAGCAUUGUGGAUUCUCUUGGUGAUGAUGGGGUUUUAUCACCAGAUGUCGUGUUUGGACCAGCCUUGAGGCUCAAGUUUUCUGAGAUUAAAGACAAACAUCCCAGUUUGUUUCCAGAAACCAAGUCCUUGGAUGUCGAAAAGAAAAGAUCUGGUGUUAUUUUCGAGAUCGGUGAUGAGACCGAGCCAAUCGGGUUAACAAACCGCUCCUUCUCUGAGGAUGAUUGUCCGAGAAAGGCCCGAGUUCUGUCUCAAUCCAAGGCCAUCGCAGAAGAGUACUUUCCAGGGAUUGGUUCAGACAGUACUGCAUCCUCAUCUUGUCUAUCUGAGGAUGAUAUGGAGAUGUCAGAGGACUACACUUGUAUCAUUGCGCAUGGUCCUAACCCGAAGACCACUCAUAUUUAUGGUGACCGAGUUUUAGAGUGUCAAAAGAAUGAGGUUAUAAACAAAGAGAAGCAAUUUGAAAGAGAGUUAGAAUCCAUGUUUCCCGUGGAUCACUUUCUCAGCGUGUGUAACUUCUGCAACAAGAAACUUGAAGUUGGCUACGACAUAUACAUGUACAGAGGUGAGAAAGCGUUUUGCAGUGAGGAGUGUCGUUCAGAGGAGAUGAUGAUGAUAGACGAGGAGGAGGACCUGGAAGAUUCGUGCUUAACUAUGCACGAAUCCUUAAAGAAGCUCUUCUGAACAAGAAGCGGCUAAUAAGACGAUGGCCAUGGGACGAGCUUUUAUAGACCCGACCAUUGUCUAUUAACUACCUAAAAGACUUAUUAUAUAUGUAUUGAAUAGUGUCAUGCCAAUGGUAGGUAACAUUUGGCACUAAUCUGGUUCAUCCGUCCACAAAGAGCUGCGUUUAUGCGCAUCUAUUAGCAGCUGCAGCAGCCACGGAUGAAUUGGGCGUCCUUCGCUUUAUUUUUAUUUUUUUGUAUAUUUAGUUUUUGGUUUUGGAUAUGGAAGUCUAAAAACAUACUACUACAAUCAUAACCGACGCAAUAAGCUUCGUAAAGAGAGUGUUGGUUGCAAGAAAGGGAUUGUGUAACCACUUCAUUUUCUUUUCUUGAGUCCUGUUUUGUAAGGUCUUUCUAUGGAUGUCUGGCCUCAUAAGUUUGUAUCGAGAUUUUAAUUAACUAAGUAACAUAUCUAUAAUGAUUAAUUA
Molecule: messenger RNA, 1774 nt
Organism: Brassica napus (rape)
Lineage: Eukaryota; Viridiplantae; Streptophyta; Magnoliopsida; Brassicales; Brassicaceae
Product: FCS-Like Zinc finger 11
Exons: 3
Coding region: 322-1305 (327 amino acids)
Source: RefSeq, a predicted model, not a curated record